This is a messenger RNA of Lethenteron reissneri (Far Eastern brook lamprey), 3810 nucleotides long. RefSeq names its product SPARC-related modular calcium-binding protein 1-like. Lineage: Eukaryota; Metazoa; Chordata; Hyperoartia; Petromyzontiformes; Petromyzontidae. Gene Ontology annotation, cellular component: basement membrane. The record is from RefSeq and is a predicted model, not a curated record. Gene Ontology annotation, biological process: extracellular matrix organization. Gene Ontology annotation, molecular function: protein binding; heparin binding; extracellular matrix binding.
ACGUGGAGAGGGUGACACGGGGAGAGGGUGACACGGGGAGAGAGUGACACGGGGAGAGGGACACGGGGAGAGAGGGUGACACGGGGAGAGAGUGACACGUGGAGAGGGACACGUGGAGAGAGUGACACGGGGAGAGAGUGACACGGAGAGGGGGACACGUGGAGAGAGGGACACGGGGAGAGAGUGACACGGAGAGAGGGACACGCGGAGAGAGGGACACGGGGAGAGAGUGACACGGAGAGGGGGACACGUGGAGAGAGGGACACGGGGAGAGAGGGACACGGGGAGAGAGUGACACGGAGAGAGAGACACGGGGAGAGAGUGACACGGAGAGGGUGACACGGGGAGAGAGACACGGGGAGAGAGUGACGCGGAGAGAGAGGGGGACACGGGGAGAGGAACUCUGGGAGAGAGACACGUGGAGAGGGACACACGUGGAGAGGGACACACGUGGAGAGGGGGACACGUGGAGAGGGGGGGGGCACGUGGAGAGAGAGGGACACGUGGAGAGAGGGACACGUGGAGAGAGUGACACGUGGAGAGAGGGACACGUGGAAGAGGAGGGACGCGAGGAGGAGGAGGAUGGAGGUUGGAGGCGGGGUGGUGGCGCUCGGAGUCUGGGCCGCGCUCUGCUUCUUCUUGAGGCUUGUCGCGGCGCAACGAGACGGGCUCAUGAUGUUGAUUGGGGAGCAGAAGUCGGAGCGAGAGUGUCUGCGGCUCGAGUGCCCCUCCCAGGCCGCGGGCGUCACGCGCCGCCCGCUCUGCGCGUCCGACGGGCGAACCUUCGCCUCGCACUGCGACCUGCGGCGCGCGCGGUGCAAGGACCCCCUCCUCGGCGUGGCGCACCGGGGCCGGUGCAAGGAGAUGUCGCGGUGCCAGGCCGAGCGCUCGCACGCGCAGAAGCAGGCAAGGCGUGAGACCCGCGCCGUCUUCAUCCCGGAGUGCAACGCGGACGGGAGCUACUCGCAGGUUCAGUGUCACAACCUGACUCGCUACUGCUGGUGCGUGACACCCCAGGGGCGCCCCAUCAGCGGAUCCUCCGUGGAGGCCAGCACCCCGCAGUGCACGGGAGGAGCCCCGCAGCGAAUCCGGACCAACACUCACGGCAAGGCCAAUGAGAAAUCGAUCCUGGAUCCGCUCGUCCAUGCGCCUCGGCUGUUGGAGUCUGGAGGUGUGUGGCAAGAUGGUGAUGGUGACAUCACCAGGUAUCCGGGCCGCGCUGGAGCUGCGGAGGAGAGGAACAGGACAGGUUCAGAGAUUCGGGAGCCCACGCUGCUGAAGAGUAACAUUGGGAAGAGAUCGGGCCGCGUGGGAGUGGCCGUGAAGAGCACCGACUCCGUUCUCAGUCACCCCCAUCAUCAUCCACAUCAUCCUCAUCAGCCACAGGAUCAUCAGCAGCAGCAGCAUGCUCAUCAGCAGGGCGCCUCCUGCGAGCUGGAGCGAAAGACAGCCCUGGACCUGGCACAGAAACGUCCCGGGGAAGAUUCGUUCGUCCCCGAGUGUGGCGAUGGUGGGCAGCUGUUCCUACCCGUGCAGUGCUACCUCUCCACGGGCUACUGCUGGUGCGUGUUCGUGGACUCGGGGAGACCCAUCCCGGGCAGCUCCAAGCGGGAUGAGCCCCCGAUCUGCGACGACAACGCGCGCGUGCGCAACGAGGCCACGGACCCCUUCAGGGAGCGACCCAUGCAGGGAUGCCCCGCGCCCAAGAGGGCGGAAUUCAUCACCAACGUGCUGGACGCCCUCACCACCGACAUGGUGAGCGCCAUCAACUCCAGCCGCGGGUCCAGGGUCCCGGAGCCGAACCCCCGGCACACGCUGGAGGAACGCGUGGUCCGCUGGCACUUCUCGCGUGUCGACCGCGAUCGCGACGGCGCCGUGAGCCCCGCGGAGUCGCGCGCGCUGCGCCGGCUCCUGCGGCGGCGCGCGGCCGCACCGCGUCGCUGCGCGCGGCGGUUCCUCGAGUUCUGCGACCUGAGCGGCGACCGGGAGUUGUCUCUGGCCGAGCUCACGGGCUGCCUCGGCAUCGUCACCUCCUCCGCCUCCGCCGCCGCCUCCUCCUCCUCCUCCUCUUCUUCUGUGUUAUUCUUGUCGUCGGCGGCGUCGGCGGUGUCAGCGGGGAGUUCUGCGCACAACGGGAGACUCAAGACCCCAAUCAAGCGACAUGGACCCAACCCCCUCGCGAGCUUUCUGGUGUGAGGCCGGAGACAUGGAGAGUUCAUCGAAAUUCCGGGAGGACGAGGACAAGGGAGGGAGGGAGGUCACGAGGUCAAGGGGUCAAGAUCGCCAGCUCUUCGUCGCACCCUGGCUCAGAGCCUGCCCUGCUGCUCACAAACGUCGCCCGGCGUCGUCCCGGGGCUCCUCGCUCGCUCGAUCGCGAGACUCGAAUCUCGAAACUAAACUUAAAACUAUCAACUUAUUUUUUUUUAUUUCACCAGGUAAGGCCCCGUUGAGCUAGUGUGUGGCUCUUUUUCAGAAGCGACCUGGCGGCCACAAGUGAUGGCCCAACGAAGUGGCUCGUCACCUGGAAAUGUGUAGCGGGCAAAUACUCGAAACGCGUGACGUCGAUUCUAAAUGUGGAGGGAAGAGGAACUUGGAGGACCCGGGGAAAAAUUCACGCGAGCACGGGGGGAGAGAGAGAAAGACACACAACACAUUCCUGUGGAGGGAGCUGGUAGGAACGUUGGGUUGCUCUGUCAAUGGCCAGGGUCAACGGCGGCGUGGUGUAUUCCGCAAAUAUGGCCGACUGUGAGGGCGGGCACCAGCCGGCGUGAGUAGGUUAAGCGUUGAGUUUUAUAAGGGCACCACGGGGUGACUAGCCCCUCCCCACCCAGCCCCACCCCUCCCACCCCCCACCCAGCCCCUCCCCACCCUCCCCACCCAGCGCCUCCCCACCCAGCCCCUCCCCACCCUCCCCUCUCCACCCAGCCCCACCCCUCUCAUUUUUUGGAUUCACGACGGACGGACGGACACAAUAAUCCCCUGUGGGCUGGUGUAACCAGGAGGUUCCUACCAGUAAAAUCCAAAAUAUGCAGCAGGUGCCAGGGUCGGGAUCGAACCGACGACCUCCUGUAUACCAGGCGCAGUGGUUAACAUCUCCUAGCCACCGUUGGCGUGAGGGACCGUGGGUCAGGGCGAAUGUUUGGAGGUUUAACGACAGAUCUGACUGCUCCUACAUCAUGGCAAAUAGGGGUGGGGCGGUCCAUGAUUUUUCUCGCAGGUGAUUUACCGUCAUCAUCACCAUCAUCACCAUCAUCCUAACCAUCAUUAGCAACCGUGAUCGCUCCACUGCUGGAUGGAGGCAUCCGUCAAGUUGUUGUCAACGAAUUUAAGGAUUUUCGUAUUUUUUUCAAUGACUAUGCUGUGAAUGAAAAACUCAACACACUCGUUAAGAACGCUGCCUUAACACCAAAAUACGUAUAUAAUAGGCGACGUUUCAGGCAAUGGCCCUUCAUAGCACGUAAACAGAGAAGUCGGAGAGAUGGAGGUGAUAAUGAGGGUUGGAGACUACUUAACACCAUGGGGCCUGGUUACAUUUACAUUUUUAAAUGUUUGAUAAUGAGCAGCCUUUAAACGGGCGUGCGAAUAGUUACACUAGUAGUAGCUGUUGAGUUACCAAGACCACAUCCUUCAAUAAUCACAAAGUAUUGCUAUAUAAACUCAUUUAUAUUAAAAGUAAAAAAAAACGUAUACAAAUGUUUGUCGGCACAUUGCAUUGUAGGAAAGUUUGUUCUUGUCGCCGAGGGCGUCCAAUGCUGUGAAUGGUCGCGUCACCGAGCGAACGAAUUACGGCACGCGCACACGCACGCACAC